AUGUCAUAUGUAGGCAACUUUAUGAAGUUCUUCGAUUGGAAGGGCUGGGACUUCCAGCGGGAGAUCGGUGAGAAGUAUGGCUCGGUCGUCAAGCUCAACGGUCCUCUUGGGAAAAAGCUCUUGUUCGUGUUUGACCCACUCGCGCUGUCCAGCGUCGUCGUCAAAGACCAGUAUAUCUAUGAGGAAACACCCGAGACAAUGCAUCUCUUGCUGGGCGAACGCCACCGCAAACAGCGUAGAUUGCUCACUUCCGUGUCCUCCACCGCCAACACGUGGCAUACAGUCCCUGUUUUAUUUAAGAUUACUGAUAAGGGGCAUGCUAUUGCUUUGCAUAUCAAGGAACGUGUACAAGAGAUCAACAUCAUUGGGCAGGCCGGACUCGGAUACUCAUUCGACCCGCUAACCAGUGACUCAGCCGACGACUUCAGCGAUGCUAUCAACAGCAUCAUAUGCGCUCUUCCCAUUCCUAUAUUUCUCUCCGCACGGCUCAGUGAAAGAGAUUCCAGGCCCACGCUGGCCCCUCUCCGUAUCGUUCAUCCGCUACUGCCAUUCGUCAUGAAGAUUGGUAGGCCCGCAUUCAGACGAUGCCUGGUGAAGAUGUUUCCCCACAGAUAUCUUCGCCGUGCCGGUGAGAUUUCCGAUACGAUCUCCAAGUAUUCUCGCAGAAUCCAUGAAGGAAAAACGGCAGCGUUAGAGGGCGGAGACGAGGCUGUCAUACGCCAGAUUGGCGAGGGGAAGGAGAUCAUCAGCAAGCCGUCAAACGUAUCUGCCUCUGAGGAAGAGAAACUGCCUGAAAAUGAGCUAUCGGGUCGGAUGUCGACAUCCAUCUUCGCCGGUAUGGACACGACAUCGAAUGCACUCGCACGCAUCUUAGACAUGCUCGCGAAACAUCCAGAGGUGCAGCACAUGGAAAUACAAAAGGCGCGCCGCGAGAAUGAUGAGAUCCCGUAUGAUAUGCUCGAAGAACUGCCACACCUGGAUGCUGUCUGCCCGGAGACUAUUGAGACUUCAAAACCCAUUCGCGCCAGUGAUGGUACAAUGAUGAACGAGAUACCGGUGUCGACAGGCACUGCUGUCUGCAUCAGCAUCCUCGCAUGCAACCGCAACCCGGAGAUUUGGAGCCCCGACGCAGCGGAGUGGAAGCCUGACCAUGAGCGCUGGCUAAAGCAGCUCCCGAAGGUCAUGAACGCACAGGUAGGACCUGAUUUGUUGUGGUGCAGGAUGACUUCUAUUGGCGGAGGACGGGCUCUGCAUUUAUCUGAACUCGAAAUGAAACACUCACGACUCGUCCUUGCUGUCUUACUCUCUUCCUUCACCUUCGGGUCCACGGGAAAAGACAUCUACUGGAACAUCGUAGCCAUCCAAUACCCCACCGUCGAACAAAAUUCGAAGCCGCAGAUGCACACGAAGGUCGGCUCUGCGACAGCUCUGUGA
Molecule: messenger RNA, 1434 nt
Organism: Laetiporus sulphureus 93-53
Lineage: Eukaryota; Fungi; Basidiomycota; Agaricomycetes; Polyporales; Laetiporaceae
Product: cytochrome P450
Exons: 12
Coding region: 1-1434 (477 amino acids)
Molecular function (GO): heme binding; oxidoreductase activity, acting on paired donors, with incorporation or reduction of molecular oxygen; monooxygenase activity
Source: RefSeq, a predicted model, not a curated record